Molecule: messenger RNA, 3255 nt
Organism: Botrytis sinoallii
Lineage: Eukaryota; Fungi; Ascomycota; Leotiomycetes; Helotiales; Sclerotiniaceae
Exons: 3
Coding region: 1-3255 (1084 amino acids)
Biological process (GO): positive regulation of transcription by RNA polymerase II
Molecular function (GO): sequence-specific DNA binding; DNA-binding transcription factor activity, RNA polymerase II-specific
Source: RefSeq, a predicted model, not a curated record
AUGCCGCCGUUCUUUCUAGCACUUCGUAACAAACACGGACAUCAUUCUGACGAGGUUCUUGUUAAAAAUCCGGAACAUCCUGCCAAGUUUGAUGUCUCGACUGAACUUGAACGCCAAGUUACUCAUGUUCCACUUCGCUUUGUGAAGUCUGCGAAGUUACUUGUUCAACAAUUACGAAUUCGUGACUCGACUUUAGGAAAGUUGACAGAUGUUUCUGCUAGCGAACAGGUCGAACGAUCUGAGGACGUCACUGAUGCUACUACUGAUAGCAUUCAAUAUGGAGAUUAUUCACUUGGUGGCUCAAAGCACCAAGCCAAGUCCGAAAUUGAACAAUUACAGCAUUGUUCUCCAGAGAUUAAAAGCAAGAAUGGAGGGAAAUGUAUCAGACAAUUGCCUCUUCUCAUCAGAGACGACGACCGUGUAAUUUCAAGGCGUUGUUCUUGGCAGGAGCGACGCAAGUACGGCGGAAGGUUUGUCUCUCAUGAGUGGCAACCCACACCUCGCUCCUGGGUCGUGAAUGAGAAUACUGCUCUUUCCUCAGUCUACACGCUCAUGCCCACUUCUACUCAUCUGCCUGAGGUCAUCAACACUUGUUCCUACGAUAGUGGGGCCAAGAACGAUGGAAGAUGCCCCAAAGGAUUAGUAAAUGGUCUCAAGCCAGCAGAGAACAAACCAAUUUCUAUUUUGGUUAGGCCACCACCUGUCGAUCCCAAUAGGAAACAGCAAUCACGGGAAGCAGCAGUAGACGAGGAGACCAGUGUCAAAUAUAGACCCUAUAAGGCAGAUUGGUGUAGACACGGUUGGGUCCGUACCACUGAUGGUUGGUGUAUCUAUCGGGGUAGCUUUGGGCGCCGGACGAUCAGACCGGAAAUUUUCAAUGAUCCAGCCGCUUCUAAAAGAUUGGUAUCUUCAGAAAAACAGCGUCGUGAAGCGAAAACAAAUGGACCACCUAAACUCGAACCCAGACCCUUUCAGGCUGCAUCAUGUCCAGAGUUUUGGGGCAAAAAACGUCGCAAUGAUGGUGUGAGCAACGAGGCCAAAGAAACUAACACUGUCCAGGACGACUCAUUUCAUUGGAUCAUAAACGAUAACGGUGUCUGUGUUCCCGAAAGCACAAUGUGGGCUGAUGAUGAAGAUCCGGGAUUCUAUUCGGGAAUUCAUUCACCAUUUGACUCAGGGCUUGAUACAGUCGAGUCCAUAAAUUCAGGUAUUGCAGAAGAUUGCAUGGGUGCAGCCUUUCCGGCUUCUUCGUGCCCAUCUCCUUGGAAGUACGAUGAUGGCUGGUGCAUGUGGCUUGGUGAUGGUAUCGAUCCCGAUUGGAGGAGAUCAUUUCUCGAGCUUGUUGGGCUAAACUUUCAACGUCGUAAUAAAGCUGAAGGCCAGAAGACACAGGUUCUUUCUUCACUGACUAGUAACGGGCUUCCAUCUAACAUAGAACAUAAACUUUCUGUUGCAACAUCGUCAUCAAAGCAUCCUGCAACUACCACUACUACACAUACUUCUAGUUCCAAUUCUGUCUCUACCGCCAUCUCCCCUACUAACACUCACCCUUCCGCCACAGUUGGAAAGUGUGACCCCCCUUGGAUUCGUACUAUGGAUGGUCGGUGCUUUUUUGAUCCCAAUUAUGAACGCAAGCAUCCUCAUGAUCCAUUGUCCCGGCCUCGAAAGACAAUCCGGCAACGACGCGGUGAAUCUAUAAGCGAAGAGCGUGAAGAGCUUGAUGUUGCUCCAAGUUGGCAAGCUGAUUCAUGUGAGCCGCCCUGGGUUCGUACUAAUGAUGGGUUGUGUAUAUAUAGACCAGACUACAAGCAAGGAACACAUGCCUCUCUGCCCAACAAUACACAACAAUUCAAUACCACGAACCAGUCCAAUGACACACCACAACCCAGUGUAACGGAAAAACCAGAUGUAACAAAUCAAUCAACUGCUACAGCACAACCAACUCCCAUGGAGACAGUAACUCGCAUCCGCCACUGCAUCAAUGACUUACGAGGAAAUCUUCAAUGCUUUGAUGAGUCGCCUGGACCUUGGCCUACAACUACAGGAGUUUCGUCAGCCCGUCAUCGUCGAGGCCUUUGGCCCGCAGAUUGGGUACCACAAACACCAAGCGACUGUGAUCGUUUUCUCGGAAACACAUUUAAGCACUACCAGUGUCUCCAAUCGGUUAAACACAAAAAUGUCGGAUUAAAACUCAUCAUGGCUUUCCUACUUCUAGCUGGAUUUGGUUCUCUUGUAUUCCUCAUCAUCACUUGUGUUAAUCGAGCUGCAUGUCCGAAAGCUCAGCCGUUCAGACAAAUGAGCGGGACUGUCGAUGCAAAUGGUAUGAUUCAACAUUCAACACCUUUGUGCAACAAUUAUCCUUGGAAUAACAAAAAAGAUACAACAAAUGUAAUGGACGGAGAUCGAUGGGCUAGGGGUCCGCCUGCUUACGAUCCCUUGAGACAAUUAAGUCCAGAGCAUUCGGGUAGUCUAGUCGCUUGUACCAGGGAGAAUAAUUGCGCAAGUGGUAGUUCGGAUUCGAAUCAGAGUUGGGUUAGAAAAUUGUGUAACAACUGUUUCAAGAGUCGAACCAAUUCGUCGGCCUCAGAUAGAGAAGCACAAGCUGGAAGUGUGGGAAACGGGUUGAGGAAAAAUAAUCAUAGGAUUGAUACGCUGAGAUUGCCAAGUGCAAAGCUGGCGACGGUAAGGAGGGCAAGUGGAUUACCGAGUGACGAGAAUGGAGAUGUGUUCGUGGGUGGAAGUACGGAGACAGUGGUGAUUGGAAGUGUAGGGAAGGGGUCGGGGAGUGCGGUGGGUAUGAGGGGUUCGGAUAGUGGUUCUGCUGAUGUUGCAGCUGCUGGUGCGGGUGGUUUGAUGAAAUUGGGAAAUCUUAGUGGUGAUACGCUUGUGGAGCCAGAACCGGCGAUGUUAGAGUGUAGGAGUGGCAAGGAUGGAAAGGAUGGAAGGGAUAUCGGAAUUGUGGAGAUGGGGGGUGGCUUAAAGACGGGAAAUGGCAAUGCGAAGAAGGUGGAGUUUGGGGGAGGAGAGGAAUUUGAAGAGGUGCGUGGUUGGAGGGAUGUUCAGAGGGUUGAACCGUUGAAGGUUGAGAAGGUUGAUAAGGAGAAUGUGAAUGUGAAGAAGAUGGGAGAGGGUGAGAGAAAGGGUGAUGAGGUGGAGAUGAUGUUGAUGACGGUCGAGGAGGAGGAGAAUGAUGAGAAUGAGAGAAGAGGCGAAUUUGAGAGGAGGUCUAGUAUUGUUUGUGUUAGUGGAUGUUAG